AUGCUGACCACCCUCCGUGCCAGGAGCCGCAGCCUGUUCCAUGACUCUGAUGUGGGCAUCAGGAGCCAGAGUGAUGCCCUCCUCCACAGCUGCCUCAAACCAUGGAACUCCCUCCAGGAGGUGAGCAAGGACAUCUAUGACAUUUAUGCAGAGUAUGAACAUGAAGAGGAUGUGGAGCAGUUCCCAGUGUCCCCAACCAAGCACUUCACCCUCAACAUCAACGUGGGAGGGAUGGUGUACCGGCUGCCCUACCAGCUGGCCGCCCGCUACCCAAAGAGCCGCAUUGGUCGCCUGGCCACCUGCUCCGAUCACAGUCUCAGACUGGACCUGUGUGACGACUACAUUGUUCACAGCCAGGAGUUCUUCUUCGACCGAGACCCCUCGGUGUUCCACCACAUCUUCACCUUUUACAGAACAGGCGUGCUGUGGAUCAAAGAUGAGCUGUGUCCCCGGAGCUUCCUUGAGGAGGUGAACUACUGGGGCGUGAGGAUCCGGAACACUCAGCGCUGCUGCCGCAUCUCCUUCGAGGAACGCCAGGACGAGCUGAACCAGCAGCUGAGGAUACAGAGACUGCUGCUGGAGGAGGUGGCAGUAGAGGAGAACGAGGUUCUGUUUUGUCACAUGCGCUGGGGGCGGAGUCGACGGGCGUUGUGGAACCUGAUGGAAAAGCCCUUCUCUUCUGUGCCAGCUAAGGUCAUGGCAGUGGCAUCAUCCAUGUUUGUGCUCAUCUCGCUGGUUGCCAUGACACUCAACACUGUGGAGGACAUGCGCUUCCAGACUGCUUGGGGCCAGCUGAACGGCAGGAUUUACGGUGAGAGUGUGGAGACCUUGUGCAUUGCAUUCUUCACUCUGGAGUACAUACUGCGUCUGGUGUCUACUCCAAACCUGAGGCGCUUUGGGCGGAGCAUGCUCAACACAGUGGACCUGAUCGCCAUCCUGCCCCAUUACUUGCAGAUGGUGCUAGAGCGCUUUGAGUACGAGGACAUCCAUCUGGACUCAGAGGAUAUCGAGACAGUGGGACGUGUGGGCAAGGUGGGACAGGUGCUGAGGAUCAUGCGGCUCAUGAGAAUCUUCAGGAUUCUCAAGUUGGCACGACACUCGACUGGACUGAGGGCGUUUGGCUUCACCCUGCGUCAGUGCUACCAGCAGGUGGGCUGUUUGCUGCUGUUUAUUGCCAUGGGGAUCUUCAUGUUCUCAGCCAUGGUCUACACGGUGGAGCAUGACGUCUCCAACACAAACUUCACAUCCAUGCCCCAUGCCUGGUGGUGGGCCGCGGCCAGCAUCUCCACGGUGGGGUACGGAGACAUGUUCCCGGAGACCAACCUGGGUCGGAUAUUUGCAUUCGGCUGCAUCUCCUUUGGGAUCAUCCUGAAUGGCAUGCCCAUCUCCAUCCUCUACAACAAGUUCUCGGACUACUAUGCAAAGCUUAAGUCCAAUGAGUACACAGCCAUCACCAAGGCCCGUGGCAAAGUACACUUCACCCGCCGGGCCCUGAGGCGGCUCACACAGCCCCGCAAAGCCUGAUCCAACCACCAGGGGGCACAUGAAACAUCACACCAGCUAUGCAUAUGUGUUGCUGUGCGAUCACUGAGCCAAACAGCAUUGCAUUUCUGACCAUUUUAAAGUGGAACUAAACCAAAAUCCACACUAAAUCUUAUGGCUCCUAAACUAUGUAUAUAGUGUUUUAAUAGCAUUGUCUGUUCCUAGUCAGUGUUGGCACCCAACUAGCUAAGCCUGCAGCUUUGUGCAGGCAAGCAUGGCUAAAAAUAAAAUUGUGUGUGCGACCUACAGUGGCCUCUGCAUUUCCACUAGUUGUAAACAGAGCAGUCUUUUGUGAUAUCACUAAACUGGCUGUAGGGGCGGAGUUCACUGUUCCUCAUA
Messenger RNA from Boleophthalmus pectinirostris (great blue-spotted mudskipper), 1881 nucleotides. RefSeq names its product potassium channel, subfamily V, member 2a (gene kcnv2a). The transcript is spliced from 9 exons. Gene Ontology annotation, molecular function: voltage-gated potassium channel activity. The coding region runs from base 1 to 1524 and encodes 507 amino acids. The record is from RefSeq and is a predicted model, not a curated record. Gene Ontology annotation, biological process: protein homooligomerization; potassium ion transmembrane transport. Lineage: Eukaryota; Metazoa; Chordata; Actinopteri; Gobiiformes; Gobiidae. Gene Ontology annotation, cellular component: voltage-gated potassium channel complex; membrane.